AUGGCGCUUCAAUCGAUCCGUGUGAGCGGCGCAUUUAAGACAAGCCGGCGCUCCUGCAGGGCGGCGAGGUUGGUGACCUUCGCUACAGCCGCUAAGGCGCCUACCCUCCCUUAUCGUGUGGGCCACGGCUUUGAUCUGCAUCGGCUGGCUGAGGGAUACAAGCUCAUCAUCGGUGGCAUCGACAUCCCUCACACGAAGGGCUGCGAGGCCCACUCAGACGGUGACGUGCUCCUGCACACCGUCACGGACGCGAUCCUUGGCGCGCUCUGCCUGCCGGACAUUGGUCAGUUGUUCCCGGACACCGAUCCCAAGUGGAAGGGCGCCCGGUCGGACAUCUUCCUUAAGGAGGCGGUUCGAUUGAUGGAUGAGAAGGGCUAUGUCUUAGGUAAUCUUGAUUGCACCAUCAUUGCGCAGAAGCCCAAGCUCUCGCCGCAUAAGGAAAACAUCCGUAACAACCUCAGCGCCAUGCUUCAUGCGGACCCCUCCGUUGUAAACAUCAAGGCCAAGACCCACGAAAAGGUGGACAGCAUCGGCGAGGAGCGUUCCAUCGGGUGUCAUGCUGUGGUAAUGCUCAUCCGCAAGGAUCUGGCGUGA
Molecule: messenger RNA, 594 nt
Organism: Volvox carteri f. nagariensis
Lineage: Eukaryota; Viridiplantae; Chlorophyta; Chlorophyceae; Chlamydomonadales; Volvocaceae
Exons: 8
Coding region: 1-594 (197 amino acids)
Biological process (GO): terpenoid biosynthetic process
Molecular function (GO): 2-C-methyl-D-erythritol 2,4-cyclodiphosphate synthase activity
Source: RefSeq, a predicted model, not a curated record